AUGGAGCCCGUUGUGUUCGACCAGUCGCCGCUCGCCGAGUACCUUCGUGAUGAAGGCGAAAACGAGCAGGCAGAUUGGGCGCACGAGGAUCCUCCAAACUACGACUUGUCACCUCCCUCGAGCCCAGAAUUCGCGCCGACAGGUCGGCCCAUGGUCAGGUCGAGAUUUCGCAACAACCCUCUACAGAUAAACAUUCCGACCAAGUCCUCCACCGACAAGUCCUACAGAAAGAGCUACUCAAUUGCGGUAGCGUCUAGGAUUGACCGAGCCGACAACUCCAAAUUCCUCGAGCAAUUUCGCUAUACCAUUAUCGCAUCCCAGCUAUUGAGUGGACACUCAAUAUUAUCCCAGCACCAUGCAUCAUCCCGGCCUGCCAACCCUCCGAUUGACGGCAAUUCGACCGACAAGUUGCUGGACUCAACAGGCGCUGUCGCAGCAGUCUUGAGCGCCUUGGCUUUGGCCGUCACGAUCAACUGGCUCGCAGGUUCGGGAACUUGGAACAAGAAAUGGGUUGCGGUAAUUCUGUUUGUGGCCGUGAUCGCUGCAGGGAUCGUCCAUGUGUUUAUGCGGAGGCAGUGGUUGAGGUAUAGACGGCUGCAAGCAAUGUCAGAGGUCACUGCGUUUGUUUCAAACUCUCAGGAAUUCGACAGCGCGACUGGCGCGGCCGUCGCAUUGGUACAAGAGGUGGAACUUGUGUCCAGAGGCUACCGUCUGAGUGCGCCACUGCCGCCUAUCAGUCGCAUCGAAGACCGCUCACAGACUCGGAAGUGCGUGCGCCUGCGCAAAGCCUUGAAGGCUUGCUUUGCAGAUGUCAUUCCAGCCUACGAUCAGACCAUGCUUGUGGUCAAGGGGUUCUCGGAGCAGCUCGACCUGGAGAAGUACUACGAUAUUUACGAUAUAAGCGACUUCGACAUGUCGGAUGCCAAAUUGGGGUUCAAGGAAAAUGAGUUUGACGACCCCGAGUCCCUGCGGACGCUCAAGAUUCUCGCCGCACGGUUCCACACCAUCCGUAAGAUGUUUUUGUGUGCGCUACUGGCCUUGGACGCAAGUGGUGAUAGCAGCGACCUGCUGAGGUGGACAACUACGGUCGAAGCGGUGCGCACGCUCAACACGGUUACACAGACUGCGUUCGAGAGGCUGAGGAGACUUUUGAGUGAGGAAGAGUCAUUCCCGGCACCGCCAACUCCAAAGAUGCCCCUGACACCCGGCAGGGAGAGAUGGAGAUCACAAUUGCGCAAGCUUAAUUCCCUAUCCAGUGGGAUCCGCGGUCUUCAAGCGAAGUUGACACUGCUUCGAGAGGAGUCGGACCGCAGUCUCAACGAAUCCGACGACAUUUCCGAGCUUGGUUCCGAUCUCAUGGCUCAGUACGAAUCUAUUGGCGCGGACUUGAAGAUCCUGAUGCAGGCUUGGGAGGAAGGCAAAGCAGCCCUUGCAGUGGGCAUUGACCGGAAUGAGAAGAGGCUCUCGUCUAUGAGCACCUUGCUGUCUCCUGCUAGCUCGCUAAGCGGGCUUACAACUGUGGAAGAAGGAGGCGCUGCUGAAGCUCUGAAGGCGCUCAACGGAGAGUCGCCAUCGAGUUUACACUUCAGCAGCACAGGCGAACCCGACACCGAAGAGAUCUUCGAGGCUGUCGCCCUGCCACGGCCAAAAAGUCUGCUUACCAGAGAGGAACGCAUCAUCAAGAUGAGGGAAGAUCGAGAAAAGCGAGAAUCACUCAGAGAAAAAGCGGAUGCAAACAGGGGCAUGCUCAAGGAGCUCGAGAUGGUCAUCAACCUACGACCCCGCCCUCGCGCAGGGACCAAUCCGUCACGCAUCGUUUCGAUGUGA
Colletotrichum siamense is the source of this 1827-nucleotide messenger RNA. RefSeq lists its product as uncharacterized. Gene Ontology annotation, cellular component: plasma membrane. Gene Ontology annotation, molecular function: myosin binding. The transcript has 5 exons. The record is from RefSeq and is a predicted model, not a curated record. Bases 1 to 1827 code for a protein of 608 amino acids. Gene Ontology annotation, biological process: cell-cell adhesion. NCBI's taxonomy places the organism in Eukaryota, Fungi, Ascomycota, Sordariomycetes, Glomerellales, Glomerellaceae.